Molecule: messenger RNA, 401 nt
Organism: Pocillopora damicornis (cauliflower coral)
Lineage: Eukaryota; Metazoa; Cnidaria; Anthozoa; Scleractinia; Pocilloporidae
Product: basic phospholipase A2 homolog 1
Biological process (GO): arachidonate secretion; lipid catabolic process; phospholipid metabolic process
Molecular function (GO): calcium ion binding; phospholipid binding
Source: RefSeq, a predicted model, not a curated record
AAAGGAGAAGGUGGGAACAGCCAACACAAUGCAGGGUAUAAUCUUGCUAACGAUGGUAGUUUUAUCUUCUACGUUCUCUCUCCCAUCUCGCAAGGAUGAACCACAACAAGACUUCGAGCAGAAAAUAAUUAGUUCAGAAGACUUUACCCGUACGCAGAGGAACCUUGUGCAGUUUCACAACAUGAUUAAGUGUACCACGUCACGAAGUUCUUUGUAUUACGUCGACUAUGGCUGUUAUUGCGGUUAUGGAGGAACAGGAAAUCCAUUAGAUGCUACUGAUAGAUGCUGUCAAGUUCAUGAUGAAUGUUACGGUCGUAUAAUGAAAGAUCCAGACUUGUGCACGUUCUCUUCGUCUGUUUAUUGGAAAAUAUACAGUAGAGAUGACACCUGUACUGGUUGUG